AACGGAAAGAAGUAAUUAUUCUUAACGUGGAACAUCCAACUUGGUCACCAAAUAGCACUUAUCCAUACACGUGUCUAAAUUUAAUUGAUAGAGAUCUACGGCUAUGAUCUAACCGCCUCAUAAUUUCUUAAAAAAAGCCCUAUAAAUAUACACACCUAUUCCUCCUCUCUCUUCUCAUCAAUUGAAAACCAAAAGUCAAAUACUUGUUCGGUCUUCCCCCACAUCUUCAGAGAGAAUCCAAAGAGAGCUUUCCAAGUUUACAUGGUUGAGCUAGACAUCCAGGUACCAUUAGCAUAUGACCCUUUCGCAGAAGCUCAAGACACAGAUGCACCAGGGACAAAAGAGUAUAUCCACGUCCGUAUUCAGCAGAGGAAUGGUAAAAAGAGUUUGACGACGGUCCAAGGUCUGAAGAAAGAGUACAGCUACGAGAAGAUUCUCAAGGAUCUUAAGAAAGACUUUUGCUGCAACGGGAACGUUGUGCAGGACAAGGUGCUAGGCAAGAUCAUUCAGCUUCAGGGUGAUCAGAGGAAGAAAGUUUCUCACUUUUUGGUUCAGACUGGGAUUGCUAAGAAGGAUCAGAUCAAGAUCCACGGGUUCUAGAUUCGGAUCGUUCGGUUUUAUCUUUCUCUUUUAUAUGCGAAUAAUAUUGUGUGAUCGAUCAUCAUUAGAGGUUUUUAAAGGGUCUUUUCUUUUGGUUUGAAGCUUUGGUUUUGUGGUUCUCUGUUUAAUAGCUGAAGUUGUGUGGGAUGUUUGAGUACUUCUGCAAUGAUAAAUUUUCGAUUGUUCUAUU
This is a messenger RNA of Brassica rapa (field mustard), 790 nucleotides long. RefSeq names its product protein translation factor SUI1 homolog. Gene Ontology annotation, biological process: translational initiation. The record is from RefSeq and is a predicted model, not a curated record. Gene Ontology annotation, molecular function: translation initiation factor activity. Lineage: Eukaryota; Viridiplantae; Streptophyta; Magnoliopsida; Brassicales; Brassicaceae.